CCGUCUAUUGAUUGUUAGUGGGCGAGAAGAGGAACUACUUGUUUAUUGUUGCUAGACGUUUAUUUAAUUAUACUUAGUAUAUUGAUAUUGUUUAUCGGGCAGUCAUGUCUGGACGGGACGCCCUCAACAUGAAGCAACCGCCAAUCCAGUCAACGGCUGGUGCUGUGCCGAUUCGAAAUGAGAAAGGUGAGAUUUCGAUGGAAAAGGUGAAGGUGAAGCGCUAUGUGUCAGGUAAACGUCCUGACUAUGCUCCCAUGGAUUCCUCUGAUGAGGAGGAGGAGGACUUCCAGUUUAUCAAGAAAGGAAAGGAUGCUGAGCCGGAGAUCGAGAUGGAGGAAGAGGAGGUGUCAGACCCUCGUCUCAAGCGUCUGCUUAACCGUGUCUCUGAGGAUGUGGAGGAAAGGUUGGCAAGACACAGACAGAUCGCUGAGCCCGAGGUUGUCGUGGAGAGCAGUGAAGACUCCGACGAGGGUACCUGGCACCCGGAGCGUGAGGAGAGCAGUGAGGAAGAGGAGGAGGAGGAGGAAGAAGAGGUGGAUGAUGAGGAAAUCGAGAGGCGGCGAGCGAUGAUGCGCCAGAGAGCACAGGAGAGGAAGAAUGAGGACAUGCCUGAGAUCAUGGAGGUGGAGGAAGAGGGGAAGUCGGGUGCUGAAGAGGAGUCGUCAGAGUCAGAAUACGAGGAGUACACAGACAGUGAAGACGAGGCCGAGCCGAGGCUAAAGCCGGUCUUCAUCCGCAAGAAGGACAGAGUGACCGUGGCAGAACGCGAGGCGGAGGAGCUCAAACAGCGGGAGCUUGAGGCGGAGGCCAAGAAGCAGGUGGAGGAGCGCCGCCGCUACACCCUGAAGAUUGUGGAGGAGGAGGCCAAGAAGGAGUUUGAGGAGAACCGCCGUACGCUGGCAGCGCUUGACUCCCUGGACACAGAUGGGGAGAAUGAGGAAGAGGAGUACGAAGCAUGGAAGGUCCGUGAGCUCAAGCGCAUCAAGAGGGACCGAGAGGCCCGUGAAGCAAUGGAGAAAGAGAAGUCUGAAAUUGAAAGGUUCCACAGCCUCACCGAGGAGGAGCGCAGGGCUGAGCUACGUAACAACGGCAAACAGAUCACAAACAAGGCCUCAAAGGGAAAAUACAAGUUCCUCCAGAAGUACUACCACAGAGGAGCCUUUUUCAUGGAUGAAGAGGAAAAUGUGUUCAAGAGAGACUUCAGUGCCCCUACUCUGGAGGACCACUUCAACAAAACCAUCCUCCCCAAAGUCAUGCAGGUCAAGAACUUUGGUCGCUCCGGGCGGACUAAGUACACCCACCUGGUGGACCAGGACACCACAUCGUUUGACUCUGCCUGGGCCCAGGAAAGCGCUCAGAACAGCAAGUUCUUCAAGCAGAAGGCUGCAGGAGUGAGAGAUGUGUUUGACCGGCCCACAGUGCAGAAGAGGAAGACCUAAACCCUAGGUUCAACCAAAGACUGUUUUCAGAGAGCUUGGUGUGUUCAGUAAAGUGAGAUGUUCCGAAUGUUGUAGGUAAAUGUACUGCAUGGACACUUCACUCAGGACAACAAUCUAUUAUGGCCAUUUGUACCUGCAAUACCCUGGGGCUCAGAGGUUUAGGGUCAUGUCAUGAUGUUGUGGUGCUGGUUGCAUCCACACAUCAUCUAAAUGGGCACAUUCAGGCAUAUUUUAAUGUAAUUUUGUAAAUUUUCAAAGCAGUGCAGCGUCUUGUUUUCCCCCCUCUAAUGUCAACUUUAUGCUGUUUAUCCAACCCUGAUUUGGUUUUACCCUCUUUGAUUUGACAGAUCUUUCUAACUUGGAGGUGAAGCAUAGUGAUUAAAAUGCAUUUGUCUAUA
This is a messenger RNA of Esox lucius (northern pike), 1837 nucleotides long. It is a transcript of the gene mfap1, whose product is annotated as microfibril associated protein 1. The transcript has 8 exons. Gene Ontology annotation, cellular component: U2-type spliceosomal complex. Lineage: Eukaryota; Metazoa; Chordata; Actinopteri; Esociformes; Esocidae. Gene Ontology annotation, biological process: mRNA splicing, via spliceosome. Gene Ontology annotation, molecular function: RNA binding. The record is from RefSeq and is a predicted model, not a curated record. Bases 105 to 1439 code for a protein of 444 amino acids.